UGGGCCGAGCCUAUAUAAUAUUACUUUUUGGCCCUUUUUUAGCUUGGAUCCGGAUGAAGCAUGGGAUCCUAGAUGAAUCCGACCCGUGUUGGAAACAGCCAAAUUUAUACCCAAACCCGCCAGCCCGCUUCCAACACCGUCCUCUAACCGAACUCUGUCCCCAACCAAACCCCAAUAGGAGGCCCCUCCUCCCCUCUCACCUCGCCAACACCGGUACCGGCGACGCGCCGCCGCUUCCUCCUCCGUUUGCUUCUCUCUCGAGGAUUUCUCAGCACCAGGCAUCUUCAACCAGCCAUGUAUCGAGGACCAAAUCCCAUCAAGGCCACCGGAAUUGGGACAAUGGCAUUGGACAUCCAAGAUCAUAUUGGCAGAAAUUGGUAUUUGGUGGGGAUUGGCCUGAUGCUCCUACAAUUGAUUGGUCCGGUAGAUGUGUCCUCUUCUGCUUCUGCCCUAAAUUGAACAAAUCCUGUAUGUUCAUCUUUGGUAGUGUGAUUUUGGCACUCUUUAUAUUAAGUUCUGGUGGUUGUAAAGAUGAAAUUAUAAUUCAUCUCAUUACAGUGAAAGCAUUGGCAUUUCUUCUUAGACUGAUGCUAAAGAAUUACUUGUUUUGA
This is a messenger RNA of Musa acuminata subsp. malaccensis (wild Malaysian banana), 611 nucleotides long. NCBI's taxonomy places the organism in Eukaryota, Viridiplantae, Streptophyta, Magnoliopsida, Zingiberales, Musaceae. The record is from RefSeq and is a predicted model, not a curated record.